UGCAUUUUGGGGUUCACCGCUGUCUGAUCUUGCAAAUCGAGAACGACCAGCACUCCUCGUUCCAGGAAACGAGAUCUCUUCUGCCGUCCAUGACAAAGUAUGGAACACCAGAUUUCACUCGCCAUCGUAUCUUUCGUGAGCACCCUCACCGUGCAGACUGAGCUCCUAGAUGGACUAAGCAGCGUAACGCAGCUUUAGGAAUGCAGCGGUCGAGACUCAUCCGACAUGAAUGCAAGUUUCCACUUUGAGCUGAGUCAGGGCGAGCUCGAAGUGUUCGCUCCGCUGCUUCACGAUUCUCCCAGAGACAGUGUUCAAAAUUGAUAAGCUAUAUAUAUAUGAAAAUAUAUAGACUGCGACGGUACUGCCCAAAGAUAAGCGUGGAUCACCAUGACACCGACUUCAUUUCUUGCCCUUCCAGAUAUCACCCAUUUAUCAACUCGGAGUGCAUGUAUCCGCAUAAAAAUACAGGUUUUGAGAAUUCAACAGCACAGACCAAGUAUCUGGAGUUGAAAAAGAUAUGAACCUGACUUUGGGUCAGAAUGGUCAAUAAAACAAGCUCGGUAAAACCUUGAGGGAUUGUCGGUGUUUCAGAAAGCUUGCCCUAUCAGCGUGGAGAGGCUGGUAUGGGAUCUAACGCGGAUAGUAAUGAAGAUAUGAAUAUUCAUAAGCUAGCAGAUUGAAAAGCACAAUGUAGAGGCUGAGUCUCAAACCUCAGCUAAUGCCUCUCCAAAUUGUGUGUUUGAAGGUAGUGAAGCUCCCAGCGCACCCAUUGCUCGGGACGUGGAGGAAGCUGCCGCUCUAAACGUCCAGGGAUUGUCGAUGUUGACGGGUUCAAAAAGCUUGCCUGAGAAGCGUGAGGAGACUCGUCUGGGAUCUAAGGCGGAUAGUAUCGGAAAUCUCAGUGCCUUCAUACUCUAUCUUUACGUGCUGUAAAAGACAAGUUCUUCAUAAAUGGAC
This is a messenger RNA of Marchantia polymorpha subsp. ruderalis, 957 nucleotides long. The record is from the annotation of a GenBank genome assembly. NCBI's taxonomy places the organism in Eukaryota, Viridiplantae, Streptophyta, Marchantiopsida, Marchantiales, Marchantiaceae.